ACCAACCACCACAUUUCGCCUCGUUCAUCCUUCCCUCUCCUUUCUUUCUCCUAACCUGCUAGCUUAUAGCCUUUCCAGCUCAAACCAUGCCAUUUUUCGGCGGUCUGUUUGGAAAGAAGGGCAAGCAGCAGAGCACAAACGUUCAGUACGAUGACCAGAUAUCUCCUCAGUCAACAACACCUCCUCCCCCUUUUACCCCUCCUCCUCGUCGACACAAAUCCCCUCAUUCGCCACUCACCCGUCCCUCACCCUCGCCGAAUGGACUUGAUGGCGACGACUCAUCUAGUAACUAUCCUUCUUCUUACCCUAGACGUCUCGAACGGCUACCGGAUAAUCCCUCUCGAAGCGAAAGGCGUGCGGCUGGGAACGGAUUACCUAGUAGACCUUCACUCAAUGUGACAACAUUACAUACUCCAGAUCGACAAUCUUCCGGAAAGCCGUCGCCUCGCGGUGUUCAACAACGGACAACAUCACCUUCGUUACCUCAUCUCGCCUCCUCGGAUUCGCUACGACCACCUCCUUCACGAUCCGCUGUCUUUGGAGGUUAUGCCUAUAGUGAUAGUGAUGAUAGUGAUGGUUUAUUGAGGGUCACAUCAUCACAAUCGCUCCCUGAUGCUAUCCCGUCCCAUUCCGGAUCACCACCCAAAACUCCUUCCGGUGCAAUAACGCGUUCGGAACGUGGCCUCACGCAUCAAAGGGCAAGGAGCUCGACAGAAGGAAGUCAGAAUUCAUUCAAGUCUACUCGAAGCAAAUCUAAAAUAUUCGGGUGGUUCAAAUCAUCCAAAUCUAAAUCCAAUUCCAGGGAGGGUCGUAAUGGUGGUGCCGAGGGAAGCUCGGAAAACACAUCGUCUUCAUCUCAACAAUCUGGUUCGGCCAUCCCGCCCGUUCCCCGGACACGGUUGCUCGCCUCCGGGGGAUCUCUGACAGUGAAAGGAUUCAGACAAGUUCGACCUGUAUCACCGGGUCCUUCCAAACCCAUCACCACAUCAUCUUCUCACCCACUCUCGACAACCACCAACUUGUCACCAUCACGAACGUCCCUUGAUGCAGCACUGCCUCCAAUCGGUCGACCACGGGGUGAUAGCGUCGGUUCAGAAUCGUCACAAAGGGUUACCGUUGCAGCCUUCCGUCAGGCACAAGCCAGACGAAGCUCUGUUCAUAUGAAUGGUUCGCCGAUCCUAGGGCCCGCGGGGGAUGAACCUCCGUUACCUAAUCGGACGUCUUUUACGUUGGAUGCGGAUGCGUCUUCGUUGAUGUCUGCUGCGACGUCUUUGUGGCUGGGAUGGGAUUUGGGGCAACAGCAACAACAACAGCAGCAGCAACCUUCUUCGCCUGUGGGCCCAGGGUUGAGGUUAUCCACGGCUGGGGGUGGGGCGGAUAACAAGUCUUUUGUUACGUUUGCAUCGAAUAAUGGCCCUCGACGGUCGUCGUUUGCUCAGGAUGAUAGCAAGGAUGGAAGUCCCGAUCAUCAUCACCACCACCACCAUCGCAGCAACAACACCAGCCCCACCAAAAACAGUGGUGAUAACAGCCUUAUCAGUAAUGCCAAGAGUUCAUUCAGUCGUUCCGAGUCGAAUCUUGGGAGACAGGAUACGAUCACUGCGAAGAAUCCAGGACCGUUGUCGAAAUCAGCCUUUUAUCAAAAAUCGCGUUCCCAACCUUCGAGUCCUGUUGUUCAAUCUCCUCCUUCACCCACUCGACCUAUGCGAAGUGCUGCCCGGCCUCCGCCAAGUGCUUCUGUUUUGCUUGGAGCUUCUGCUUCGGCUAUUGCUCAGCCCCGACAAUCGUCCGUAUCGACGGUGACUAGCACGGGUACGGUCACGGUCACAGGUACAGGAACCGGCAUUAAACCGUUCAAGGCGUCUCACUCUCGUGGUGAGUCUGGGUCGACUGUGACGGACCGCAGUACGAGUCAUGUAGGCGAACAGGCGAGGGCAUCUAGCUCGCUAGCGAGUUAUGGUCGAUCCCAAGGGUCCAAGUCCACGCCUAUUCUUGGUGCCUCGUCCCCGGAAGGUGCUGGUGCUGGUGCUAGCGGUGGUAGGAGGCAGAGUGGGAAGGGUGGGAAAGGGAAGGUGACGCAGCCUAGUUCUGGCGCUGCGAGACGUGCUGUUUCUAUGUUUGCGGACCAAAGUGAGACGAGUGAUGAGGAGGAGUCGGAGGCUGAUAGGUGAUGAGGAUGCACCGUUGUCGAGUCUUACGGGGCUUAAGAGACCUGGGACGUCGAUGUCUACUUUGAGCGUGUCUACGUCUGUGACGAGAUUAACUGCUUCUGGUGUUGGUAGCGGUGGUGGUGGGUUAGCACCUUCACCUUCGCGCAAGAAAGGUGUAGCUGGAUCUGCUGGCGGCGCGGCCAAUCGACCCCCUUCCUCUGUGCUCAAGCCCGCAACGAGACGGUCUUUUUCUACUCCUGCUGGAAAUCAUAUCCCUUCAUCAUCCAAAUCCGAUGUGGGU
Cantharellus anzutake is the source of this 2451-nucleotide messenger RNA. RefSeq lists its product as uncharacterized. NCBI's taxonomy places the organism in Eukaryota, Fungi, Basidiomycota, Agaricomycetes, Cantharellales, Hydnaceae. The transcript has 4 exons. The record is from RefSeq and is a predicted model, not a curated record. Bases 87 to 2171 code for a protein of 694 amino acids.